CGUCCCCGUCGAGCCUCGCCGAUAUGACCUCGAUUGAUGUUCUUCAGCGCGUUCCGUCUGAAUCUCCGCCUUCUCAAUCCCUUCGACCCCGCGAAGAUCAAGCGAUGACGACCACCAGUUGAUUCAAUUCGUCCCCAGGAUCUCCCGAUCGCCUCCCGCCCCCGUCGCCAGCGGCCCCGGAUUCCCCUCCCCCGCCGCCGGCUACCCCUCCGAUCGGCUCCGUCGGCGUUUUCCCCUCCGUCGCCGAUCGCUCCGUAAUCUGCUUUUGUGUAGCUCAAUGAGGUCGGAAGUCGGCAGUAGGAGAAUAGGAUGUGAGUUUGGUAGGAACAUGCUGAUGAAGAGCGAGCCUCCUUCGCUGGUCGAUCUCUGCGUCAGGACCGUGAUAGAUAACUUGAGAUAUCUAGGCGACGUCGGCGGAACUGAUCCUCAGCUUCUCUCGAGGAUUUUGCCACAUUGUACGGUUGAUCAGUUGAUGCACAUAGAGAAGAGUACGAAAGGAAGAGACUUGACUCCAAUCACUGAUGAUCUGUGGAAGAAUUUUUAUGAGAAAGAGUUUGGUAGUCGGAACACCAAGCUUGUCAAUGAGAGAAUGGAGGAUAAGGGGGUUUCGUUUAGAUGGUCACAAUUAUAUGAGGCGAAGUUGAAGGACAUAGAGCAGGCUCAGAAGAAGUCGCUGGACAGGAUGAAGCAACGAUACAAGGAAACGGAUGCCCGGAAACAAAGCCGGCAAGUUCGUCUUUGCACAAAGGUGCCACCUUCAAGCAAUAAGAGAAGUUUCGGUGGAUCGUACAACGUCUCCUAUCUGAAGAGCAAUAUAAUGAAGAAGGCAAAGAUAGAGGCUCUAAAGAGUCCAGAGGUGAAAAACAUUGCAGCCAUGAAGAAAAAUGCAAUCCAGAGAGACUACAGUAUUUCUCCCUUGAUGAGGCCACGAGGGCCAUCCAGUGGAGACUCUGCUUCGUCUUCUAAAGUGACGAAACCUAUGGGGAGAAGACUUUAGAAGCGUGCUUUUGUUCAGAAGCUUUGCGAGGAACGUCAAUACAGGAUAGCGCUCAUACAUGAAAAGAUGAGCUCAUCCGAAUUAUACAAUGUUUCGCCUUCUUCACCAGGUUGUCCAAGCCUCCGUGCCUCUCAGGAUCCUUCGGCCACCUUGUGUUUAACUGCAUUUGCUCAUGUACAAUAAUUUAAAGACAUUUAGUUAUGAUUUAAGCGAUUAAGGUCCCUCAGGUACGAGGAGCGAUGUUGAGCGAUAUGGCUUGUUAAUAAAACUCAGCAUUUCUUCCAUUCUCAGUCACUUCAAGGAGCUGAACAGGCUCUUUUCCCAGAAA
Eucalyptus grandis is the source of this 1325-nucleotide messenger RNA. Its product is annotated as transcription elongation factor B polypeptide 3. The transcript is spliced from 8 exons. Gene Ontology annotation, biological process: transcription elongation by RNA polymerase II. The record is from RefSeq and is a predicted model, not a curated record. Bases 278 to 997 code for a protein of 239 amino acids. Lineage: Eukaryota; Viridiplantae; Streptophyta; Magnoliopsida; Myrtales; Myrtaceae. Gene Ontology annotation, cellular component: elongin complex; nucleus.